AUGAGAAAUAGAACAUCAGUGAAAGAGUUCAUCCUGCUGGGUCUGACUGAUAAUCCAGAACUACAACUUUUGAUUUUUUUCUUUUUAUUUCUCACGUAUUUAUUGAGUGUGGCUGGAAAUCUCAUCAUCAUCAUUCUGACUUUGCUGGAUUCCCACCUGAAGACGCCUAUGUACUUUUUCCUCAGGAAUUUCUCCCUAUUGGAAAUUUCAUUUACGUCUGUCUGUAAUCCUAGAUUUAUGAUCAGCAUCCUAACUGGAGACAAAUCUAUUUCCUACAAUGCUUGUGGAGCUCAGCUAUUUUUCUUCAUCCUUCUUGGUGCAACAGAGUUUUUCCUUCUGGCCUCUAUGUCCUAUGACCGCUAUGUGGUCAUCUGCAAACCUCUACACUAUACAACAAUCAUGAGUAACAAGAUCUGUUACCAGCUUGUAAUCUCCUCUUGGGUGGCCGGGUUCCUGGUAAUCUUCCCACCACUCAUCAUGGGUUUAGAUCUGGAUUUCUGCGACUCUAAUUUGGUUGACCACUUCACCUGUGAUUCUGCUCCAUUACUACAAAUCUCUUGCACAGACACAAGCACUCUAGAGCUUAUGAGCUUUGCUUUAGCUGUAUUUACUCUCCUGUCCACUUUGACCUUAGUAAUUCUCUCCUACUCUUACAUCCUCAGAACAAUUCUGAGAAUCCCCUCUGCUCAACAAAGGAAAAAAGCCUUCUCCACCUGCUCUUCCCACAUGAUUGUUGUGUCUAUCUCCUAUGGAAGCUGCAUCUUCAUGUACGUAAAAACAUCAGCAAAGGAGGGAGUUGCAUUGACCAAGGGGGUAGCUAUGCUCAAUACGUCUGUCGCUCCUAUGCUCAAUCCAUUCAUUUACACUUUACGGAACCAGCAGGUGAAACAAGCCUUUAAAGAUAUUGUGAGAAAGAUGAUCAACUUAAAAGCAUUUAGCAAUUGA
Molecule: messenger RNA, 945 nt
Organism: Erinaceus europaeus (western European hedgehog)
Lineage: Eukaryota; Metazoa; Chordata; Mammalia; Eulipotyphla; Erinaceidae
Product: olfactory receptor 6C76-like
Exons: 2
Coding region: 1-945 (314 amino acids)
Biological process (GO): G protein-coupled receptor signaling pathway
Cellular component (GO): membrane
Molecular function (GO): G protein-coupled receptor activity; olfactory receptor activity
Source: RefSeq, a predicted model, not a curated record